Molecule: messenger RNA, 465 nt
Organism: Ipomoea nil (Japanese morning glory)
Lineage: Eukaryota; Viridiplantae; Streptophyta; Magnoliopsida; Solanales; Convolvulaceae
Exons: 2
Coding region: 1-465 (154 amino acids)
Source: RefSeq, a predicted model, not a curated record
AUGGUUGAUUGCAAGCUCGUGGCCACUCCGGUUUCAACCACGAAUGUCGAGACUGGUGCCGCGGUGCCAUAUGUUGAUCCCACUCAGUAUCGCAGCUCUGCAGGUGCUCUACAAUAUGUUACGGUAACUCGUCCUGAUCUUUCCUAUGCAGUCAAUCGUUUGUGUCAGCACAUGCACUCUCCAUCCACUGUAGAUUGGGCGGCUCUCAAGAGGGUGUUAUGGUAUGUAAAUGGGACACUACAUCUCGGUCUUAAAAUUACUUCCUCUCCCUCUGUGGAUAUUCAUGCUUAUUCUGAUUCCAAUUGGGCUGGCAAUCCUGAUGAUCGAAAAUCUACCUAUGGUUUUGCUGUGUUUUUCGGGACCAAUCUUGUCUCAUGGGUUUGUCGAAAACAGCGUACUGUGGCUCAUUCCUCAACUGAGGCAGAAUACAAAGGACUCGCUGAUGUUUCUGCAGAGCAUGAUUGA